Messenger RNA from Suncus etruscus (white-toothed pygmy shrew), 3110 nucleotides. It is a transcript of the gene ALDH1L1, whose product is annotated as aldehyde dehydrogenase 1 family member L1. Gene Ontology annotation, biological process: biosynthetic process; one-carbon metabolic process; 10-formyltetrahydrofolate catabolic process. Gene Ontology annotation, molecular function: formyltetrahydrofolate dehydrogenase activity; aldehyde dehydrogenase (NAD+) activity. NCBI's taxonomy places the organism in Eukaryota, Metazoa, Chordata, Mammalia, Eulipotyphla, Soricidae. The coding region runs from base 128 to 2836 and encodes 902 amino acids. The transcript is spliced from 23 exons. Gene Ontology annotation, cellular component: cytoplasm. The record is from RefSeq and is a predicted model, not a curated record.
GAUCCCACUCACCCGCCCAGGGCUGGCCUGCACCGGCCACUGUUCCUGCCUGCUCUGCUCUCAGAGAUCCCCGGGUCCUGGUCGCCUGCUGUUCUUCCCAAGCUUGGUCCUGCCACCACCAGCUGCCAUGAAGAUUGCGGUGAUUGGGCAGAGUCUAUUCGGCCAGGAGGUGUACAAACAGCUUCGAAAGGAGGGCCAUGAGGUGGUGGGUGUGUUUACCAUCCCAGACAAGGAUGGCAAGGCUGACCCUCUGGGCCUGGAGGCAGAGAAGGAUGGAGUGCCAGUGUUCAAAUUCCCCCGUUGGCGUACCAAAGGACAGGCUCUUCCUGAAGUUGUAGCCAAGUACCAAGCUCUGGGUGCUGAGCUCAACGUGCUGCCGUUCUGCAGCCAGUUCAUCCCCAUGGAGGUCAUCAAUGCCCCCCGCCAUGGCUCCAUCAUCUACCACCCAAGUCUGCUCCCCCGGCACAGAGGGGCCUCAGCCAUCAACUGGACUCUCAUUCAUGGAGAUAAGAAAGGAGGGUUCACCAUCUUCUGGGCAGAUGAUGGUCUAGACACUGGGGACCUUCUGCUGCAAAGAGAAUGUGAGGUGCUCCCGGAUGACACGGUGAACACUCUGUACAACCGUUUCCUCUUCCCUGAAGGCGUCAAAGGAAUGGUACAAGCUGUGAAGCUGAUUUCUGAGGGCAAGGCCCCUAGGCUUCCCCAACCAGAAGCAGGAGCCACCUAUGAGGGUAUUCAGAAGAAGGAAAAUGCCAAGAUCAACUGGGAGCAGCCAGCUGAGGCCAUUCACAACUGGAUCCGAGGCAAUGACAAGGUGCCAGGUGCCUGGACAGAGGCCUGCGGGCAGAAGCUGACAUUUUUCAAUUCGACGCUCAACACUGCAGGUCUGGUGCCUGAGGGAGAAGCAUUACCCAUCCCAGGUGCCCACCGGCCGGGGCUGGUCACCAAAGCUGGACUCGUGCUCUUCGGAAAUGAUGACAGAAUGUUGCUGGUAAAAAAUAUCCAGCUGGAGGAUGGGAAGAUGAUCCCGGCUGCAAAUUUCUUCCGGGGAGCAGACAGCAGUGCCCUGGAGCUGACAGAGGCAGAGCAGGGCACCGCCGAGGCUGUACGGAGUGCCUGGAAACGGAUUCUGCCCAACGUCGGAGAAGUGGAAGACACCACUGAUUUCUUCAAGUCAGGUGCAGCUUCAGUGGAUGUGGUGAGGCUGGUAGAGGAAGUGAAGGAAUUGUGUGAUGGCCUGGAACUAGAGAACGAGGAUGUGUACAUGGCUACCACCUUUGGUGACUUCAUCCAGCUGCUAGUGAGAAAACUGCGUGGUGAUGAUGGAGAGGGCGAGUGUGCCAUUGACUACGUAGAGAAGACUGUGAACAAGCUGACACUCCGGAUACCCCACCAGCUCUUCAUUGGGGGAUCAUUUGUGGACGCAGAAGGUGCCAAGACUUUUGACACCAUCAACCCCACAGAUGAGAGCGUCAUCUGCCAGGUGCCCCAGGCCCAGGUCAGUGAUGUUGACAAGGCAGUGGCAGCUGCAAAAGAGGCCUUUGAGAAUGGCUUGUGGGGGAAGAUCAGUGCACGGGACCGAGGCCGACUCUUAUAUAGGCUGGCAGACCUCAUGGAGGAGCACCAGGAGGAGCUGGCCACCAUCGAGGCCCUGGAUGCAGGUGCUGUCUACACGCUGGCCCUGAAGACGCAUGUGGGCAUGUCCAUCCAGACCUUCCGCUACUUUGCAGGCUGGUGUGACAAGAUCCAGGGCUCCACCAUCCCCAUCAACCAAGCCAGGCCCAACCGAAACCUCACCUUGACCAAAAAGGAGCCUAUUGGUGUCUGUGGCAUUGUCAUCCCCUGGAACUACCCCCUGAUGAUGCUCUCCUGGAAGACAGCUGCCUGCCUGGCUGCGGGGAACACGGUGGUGAUCAAGCCUGCUGAGGUGACCCCGCUCACAGCCUUGAAGUUUGCAGAGCUUACCCUGAAAGCUGGCAUUCCCAAGGGUGUGGUCAACAUCAUUACAGGAUCUGGCUCAGUAGCCGGCCAAAGACUCUUGGACCAUCCAGAUGUGCGGAAAAUUGGGUUCACAGGCUCCACAGAAGUGGGGAAGCACAUCAUGAAAUGCUGUGCCGUGAGUAACCUGAAGAAGGUUUCCCUGGAACUGGGAGGGAAGUCACCCCUCAUCAUCUUUGCUGACUGUGACCUCACUAAGGCUGUGCAGAUGGGGAUGAGCUCUGUCUUCUUCAACAAGGGGGAGAACUGCAUUGCAGCUGGCCGGCUCUUUGUGGAGAAUGCCAUUCACGACCACUUCGUGCAGAGGGUGGUGGAGGAGGUGAGCAAGAUGAAGGUGGGAAACCCUCUGGACCGGGACACGAACCACGGGCCGCAGAACCACCGAGCCCACUUGCAGAAGCUGCUGGAGUACUGUCAGCGUGGAGUGCAGGAGGGGGCCACGCUGGUGUGUGGGGGCAAGCAAGUCCCAAGGCCAGGCUUCUUCUUCGAGCCCACGGUGUUUACUGACGUGCAGGAUCACAUGUUCAUCGCCAAAGAAGAAUCCUUUGGACCCAUCAUGAUCAUCUCUCGGUUUGACGAUGGGGAUGUGGACACAGUGCUAUCUCGGGCCAAUGCUACAGAGUUUGGUCUGGCCUCCGGGGUCUUCACCAGGGACCUCAGCAAAGCCCUGUAUGUCAGUGACAAGCUACAAGCUGGCACCGUGUUUGUGAAUACGUACAACAAGACAGAUGUGGCCGCACCCUUUGGAGGCUUCAAGCAAUCCGGCUUUGGCAAAGACCUGGGAGAGGCAGCUCUGAAUGAAUACCUGAAGAUCAAGACGGUGACUUUUGAAUACUGAAGAAUAUCUCAGGAGGAAGCAGCAUAGUGCUCUCUUGGAUCUGCACUGAAGUCUGGGGGCUGAGGAGCCCUGCUGCCUACCCCCUAGCCCCAUAAUACCCCAAUCCUUCCCCACCUUUCUUCAUUCCUUCCCACCCUUCCACAUCCUUCCCCACUAAGCCCAUAUUAACCCCCACCCUGGCCCUAUCUCUCUCUGUCCAGUCAGAGAGGCCCUGGGCUCAAGUCAGUGUCCAUGAGGUGAAUAAAGAUCUUGAGAAGCAACUGCUGCCUGUUCC